AUGUACAAAACAUAUGGGGAAAGGGCAAAGACUCACCCUUCGAAGGUGGCAAGUAGACUACUCAAUUUAAUGGAAGUCAAGCAAACAAAUCUGUGUGCUUCUGUUGAUGUGACUAGAACUCAUGAGUUAUUGGAGCUAUUAGAUAAAUUGGGACCUUACAUCUGCCUUGUCAAAACUCACAUUGACAUAGUGGAGGACUUUUCUUAUGAACACACCAUUCUGCCUUUACAAGAACUUGCAAAGAAACACGACUUUAUGAUUUUUGAGGACAGGAAGUUUGCUGAUAUAGGAAACACGGUCAAGCUACAGUAUAAGGGAGGCAUUUAUCGAACGUCCAAAUGGGCGGAUAUCACAAAUGCACACGGAGUGACUGGCCCAGGAAUUGUUGCGGGUCUAAAGCAGGCUGCAGAGGAAAGCACAGAUGAGCCACGUGGGCUUUUGAUGCUUGCUGAACUCUCUUCGAAAGGAUCAUUAGCUUAUGGUGAGUAUACUCAAAAAACUGUCGAGAUUGCGAAAAGCGAUAAAGAAUUUGUUAUUGGAUUCAUUGCUCAGAGAGAUAUGGGAGGUCGCGAAGAAGGCUUUGACUGGCUGAUAAUGACUCCUGGAGUUGGGUUAGAUGAUAAGGGUGAUUCUCUGGGUCAGCAAUAUAGAACUGUCGAUGAAGUGAUACAAACAGGAACCGAUGUCAUCAUCGUUGGAAGAGGUUUGUUUGGUAAGGGAAGAGAUCCUGUAGUGGAAGGGGAGAGAUAUAGGAAAGCUGGGUGGGAAGCGUACAAGCGGCGCAGUGUCUGA
Ogataea angusta is the source of this 792-nucleotide messenger RNA. RefSeq lists its product as uncharacterized. Gene Ontology annotation, cellular component: cytosol. The record is from RefSeq and is a predicted model, not a curated record. Lineage: Eukaryota; Fungi; Ascomycota; Pichiomycetes; Pichiales; Pichiaceae. The transcript has a single exon. Gene Ontology annotation, molecular function: orotidine-5'-phosphate decarboxylase activity. The coding region runs from base 1 to 792 and encodes 263 amino acids. Gene Ontology annotation, biological process: 'de novo' UMP biosynthetic process; 'de novo' pyrimidine nucleobase biosynthetic process.